Molecule: messenger RNA, 2718 nt
Organism: Amaranthus tricolor (Joseph's coat)
Lineage: Eukaryota; Viridiplantae; Streptophyta; Magnoliopsida; Caryophyllales; Amaranthaceae
Product: protein MAIN-LIKE 1-like
Exons: 4
Coding region: 459-2006 (515 amino acids)
Biological process (GO): meristem maintenance; meristem development
Source: RefSeq, a predicted model, not a curated record
AUAGAAAAUAUAGCAAAACUCAUAGGAUAAAAACAGUAAAAAACUAAGUUUGCUAUAGUCAGCAACACGGACCAGCCUCCCCUCGCUCGAAGUAGUCCAACCCAGCCGCAGUGUCAACCCAUUGUUGCACCCUGACCAGCUGUCCUUGUACUCCGUUUCAAGUUCCAAGAUGUAUAAAUCAAGACCUUAAACAAGUAAACAACACAUAAAUUUUCCCAUUUCUUAUUUGUCGCCACCAAUUUCAUUUUAUCGCCACCCCCCCCCCCCUUGAAUGAAAUUACGACUUUACCCCUGAAAUUUAAAAAAUUACGAAAAUGCCACUAAGCUUAUAACUUAUAUAAAAACACUUCAAAUCCACUCAAUAACACUUUCAUCACUUCCAUAAAAUCAAAUUCUUCACAUAAAAUUAAGCGGAGCUAAAACUUUGGAAUCGAAAUCGUCAACAAAAAUUCGAGUAAAUGGCUGGAAAUCAAGGUAAAGGAAAAGGGUUUUUUAGAGGUUUAUUAAGCGGCAAUAGAUCUAGGCCUACUUUACUGAGAGGUGAUCCCCAUGAGAGGGGGGUUACGGGAUCUGCAAGGCGAGCAAGACAAGAACAAGCGGCCAUACAUAGUCAGGCCCAACGUUCAAGUACCCUAGAGCAAGUGCGUAGUCGCUUUGAGCGCCAAAGUAGCCUACAUAGUCAUACGGUCGGCUCAGGUGACGAUGAUACUGAUUACGACGAGUCUCUUAGUCGGGAAGAGUCUCUUGGUCAGGAUGAGUCUGCAUGUCAUCCUGUUGAUUGGACGAUCGUAAGAGGCCAUGCUGUUAAGUUUAAGAGUAGAGGGCAGGGCUCGAGUGGCACUUCUGAUCAGGCAGGAGUAAGCCAGGCUGAGGAUGCGGCUCCACGGGGGAGGAGGCGAUCGCAGUCCGCGGACACGGACUGGUUAAUCACAUCAGCCCAGCCCGGGGGCCCUGUUGAUACUACUUUAAUACCCAGCUACGGUGGGCACGUAGCAAAGGCUAUAUUUGAGGGAUCGGAGCGCACCCCUCCGAUUUUGGAAUGUCGUGCUCGGAAGAAAACGUUGGAUUCAAUCAUUAGACUUCAGGACAUGUCUGAUGAAUUGUACAGAGUGUUACCUGGUACUCCCCUUGGUCGGCUGCCGUAUAUAAUGCACCAGCACAUCGACAGUGCUCUCAUUACGGCAUUUGUGGAAAGGUGGCAGCCUGACACCAACACCUUCCACAUGCCGUGGGGGGAGAUGACCAUAAUGUUGCACGACGUGCAACGCAUCUUGGGAAUUGGCAUUGACGGUUCACUUCCCGUGCAACCGUCUGAUAAUGAAUGGCAGCUUGGCCUGGCCGGCCUUUUUGGUAUGCCAUUGUCGGAGCUGCGUGCGAAGGGGCACUUCACAAGCGGCAGCAUUAAUGUUGGUGCACUGUUGCAGCUAUGCCACCGUUCUCAGUCUAUGGAUACUCAACGUACCGCCUACUACAUGGCUAUAGUAGGUUCCAUGUUGCUCGUGGAUAAGACUAGAGUCGGGAUGCGUCCUCACCCUGUUGUUACUGUUACCGCUGAUGAGGCUGAUAUUGCUUGGGGUGCAGUGACGCUUGCUCACAUGUAUCGCCAACUGGGUAUGGCGACAAGGACUGGGUGCAAGACUAUUGCUGGUUGCCUGACACUGUUGCAGACAUGGAUUUACGAGUACUUCCCAGCCUUCCGCCCCCAUCCGCGUCAAGCUGACAUGCCGAACAAGACAAGGGCAGAGAUGUGGUCCCCGCCGAAGCCAAUCCGCGAGCUGAGCAGACUGAUAGACUGUAGGAGCAUACUGGAUGCCAUGACAGAGGCACAGGUGGAGUGGACUCCGUACUUGACUUAUGAUAGGUCUUUAUUGAACGAGCACCCACGUACCUCGUAUAUCGGUGGUAUCACCUGUUUCGAUAUCGUGGAGGUUUAUUUGCCUGAGAGGACAGUGAGGCAGCUCGGUUUUGCACAGGAGAUUCCCUCGGCUCCGCUGAGACCUACCUAAGCUCUGCGACCAGCACAGGGCUCCUACUCAGUUACAUUCGCUUCUUCCUGUAUGUUUACGGAGAUGUGGAGUAGGUUCCCUUACUGUGCCCGCGUAGUGGAGCAGGCACAGCGUCGCGCAUCGGUUCCAUCAGAGGCUGCCCCGGAUUACGUGGACUGGUUUAGAGUGUCUUCCCACUGUUUUCUCAUCCCAGGUGAAGGACCUGCUGCUGCGUUUGGUGCUGCUGAUAACAGAGUCGAAUAUUUUGCUGCUGAAUUUCCAACUCAACUUGCACCAUUGCUCAGGAUGCCAGCUAUUGCUCAAAUGACGCCUCGGGAAAGAGAUGCUGCUGAUAUGUAUUUAGAGGAUCUUAGAGAGUUGUUUUCCGAAUGGCAAGAGUGUAGAGGGCGCAGCCCCUAAUAGACAUUUACCUGUUUUGUAAUGCAUGAACAAUUGUUGUAUUUAAUCUUUAUGUAUGAACAACUUUUUAAUCGUUUGAACAAUUGAAUUAUAUAUAAACACUAUGGAGAAUCUAAAUUCACCGCGUCUCCGGCGGUGUUAUUAUGCUGUUGUCGUUGUAUGUUGCACAUUCUACUCCAAAGUGAUAUCCUAUUACGAUAUUGUCUUUCUAAAUCUGCACAUGAAUUGUUAGCUGCUCUCCAAUUUUGUUGGACUGGCGGCAGUGGAGAUGAAUCAUCGUUCAUUAAAAGCUGAACAUAAUGAUUCCCGUUUA